GCCAUUCGAAGACCUGCUAGCGACGGAAACGCUCACUCAUCCUUUUCAAUGAGAUUAAGAAACCUCGCAAAAUCACACGCGCGCCAUUCCGAAACACGUCAAUGGUCGGCUAUAAAAAUCAGCGUGCAAGUCUCGCGCGCAAGCCAGUUCAAAUCUGAAGUGCUAGUCAGAAUGGUCGUCAAUUUCAAAGUAUUCAAGAAAUGUUCUCCCAACGCCAAAAUCGCGCUUUACCUUGGUAAGCGCGACUUCAUCGACUAUCUGAGUGGUAUCGAACCUAUCGACGGUGUCGUUCUUCUCGACCCUUCCUACAUCGACAACCAGAGGAAAAUAUGGAUCCAAUUAGUCUGCAGUUUUCGUUACGGACGCGAAGAGGACGAGGUAAUGGGGUUGAAUUUUCAAAAGGAGCUUUACCUGUGCAGUGAGCAGCUAUAUCCUAGAGUCAAGAAGGUGGAGCAGAAUUUGACGAAGCUUCAAGAACGUCUACUCAAGAAACUUGGUAACAAUGCGAUUCCAUUCAUCUUUGAAUUUCCUCAAUCAGCACCAUCGAGCGUUACUCUACAACCUGGGCCCGAAGAAGUCGGCGAGCCUUGCGGUGUUAGUUACGUCGUGAAGGUUUACGCUGGCGAUACUGAGACGGAUAUUACACACAAACGUAGCACCGUUGCAAUGACUAUCCGUAAGAUUCAGUACGCUCCUACCAAACAAGGUCGUCAACCUUGCACAGUCGUACGCAAAGAUUUCUUACUCAGUCCCGGGGAAUUGGAACUGGAGGUCACGCUCGAUAAGCAAUUAUAUCAUCACGGAGAGAGAAUCGCAGUGAACGUAUGCGUGCGCAACAACAGCAACAAGGUGGUGAAGAAAAUCAAGGCGUUGGUACAGCAAGGUAUUGACGUGGUGAUCUUCCAAAAUGGCCAGUUCCGUACUGUGAUCGAUGCAGUUGAGACUCAAGACGGAUGCCCAAUUAAUCCAGGAUCGAACCUUCAAAAAGUACUGUACCUACAGCCUCAGAUGGAAAAUAAUCGACAGAGGCGCGGUAUUGCCCUCGAUGGUCAACUCAAAGGUGAUCAGAGCGAAUUAGCAUCCAGUACAUUACUUACCAGUCCUGAUGCAAGAGAUACCUUUGGUAUUGUCGUUUCUUAUGCCGUUAAGGUAAAAUUGUAUCUGGGAGCAUUGGGUGGAGAAUUAUCAGCCGAAUUGCCGUUCAUCAUGAUGAGACAAAAACCCAGCGAUAGAUUGAGACUUAUCACCAGGGAUGACACUGUUGCUAUCGAACAUAUGGUUGAUGACAAGGGCAAAGAAAAUAUCAAAGCUUAAGUUGUUUGUUUUUUUCGUUCGUUGUUUUUUUUCCUUAGUUUACAUGAGUACGGCUUCGUAGGAUUAUUUGUCGCGUGUAUUACAUUAGCUAUCUAUGUAUUUAACUAAUUAUGAUAAAGGGAUCUUGCAAAUCCAAUUGGCAGAAUGUGUUAUGUAAAGUUACGUUAUGUAUCUUUUCACGUUACUUCUAGUCCGUCUUUACAUCUGUAUUUUGCUUUUGCUUUUCUUUUCAAUAAUUACUUUAAACAAUUUUCAAAAAAAAUUUUGCGAUUCUUAAUAAAUGUACAGUUAUUUGUAAAAAUUGUCAACAUUAUUUUUACCAAUAGAGAUAAUUAAUGUUUAUAAAUUUAUUUAUUGUGAAACUUAUUUGUAAAGUAAUUGUUAUUAUAUAUCUUCUUUGACUGAAUACAAAGGUGUGGAGUUGUAAUGUGUGCAUGGUAUGAAAAGGUGACGAACGACGCUCAGUAUUUUAAUUAAUUAUUUAUCGAUUCAAUUAAAAAAAAUAUCCUUUUUAUGUUUGCUCGCUUUAUGCUAUGUAAAAUUAAUAUUUAGAACUACAAGCAAUCUGAAUUAAAAAUACACCAAUACUUUCUAAUUCCAUAUUAAAUUUAAUUAAACUUACCGCAUGUUAUUAUUUACUAAAAAAACAUUUUUAUGAUUGAUUAUUAUUUUUAAAUACAGAUUUGAUACACCUCCAGUAUAGAUUAAAUUCAUUUAAUAUUAAAAAUAAUUUCUGUACUGUUAUGUUUAGAUUUAGGCAAUAAUUUAUUCCUUAUUAUUUUCAAACUUUUACAAUGAAAAAUUUUUACAAUUAAAAACGUAAAUUUGAAUUGGUGAUCGUAACUAGUGUGCACAUACACAUAUAUUUAUAU
Messenger RNA from Phymastichus coffea, 2186 nucleotides. It is a transcript of the gene Arr1, whose product is annotated as phosrestin-2. Gene Ontology annotation, cellular component: cytoplasm. The record is from RefSeq and is a predicted model, not a curated record. The transcript has a single exon. Gene Ontology annotation, biological process: G protein-coupled receptor internalization; signal transduction. Bases 49 to 1314 code for a protein of 421 amino acids. NCBI's taxonomy places the organism in Eukaryota, Metazoa, Arthropoda, Insecta, Hymenoptera, Eulophidae. Gene Ontology annotation, molecular function: G protein-coupled receptor binding.